GGGCGGCGCGCCGCCCGGGGGCUGACCCGCACGCCCCUCCGUCGGCCGCCCGGGACUCCGCCGUCGCUGCCGUCCGGGACGCAGCGGCAUUGUCUGCGCCGCCCGCGUCGCAGCCCGCCCGCGCCGGCAGAGCGUCGCAGCUGCUGGGGAGCAGCUCGGCCGGCUCCGAAGGGCACGUCCUCGGCGGCGGCCUGCGGCGGGGCCGGCCCCGGCGACCGCCUGUGCGCCGAGGCGUCCGCGCUCGCCGUCGGGGCGGACGGGCGGAAAAUGAACCCCGCUCCCGCGGCCCCGCCGCCGGGGCAGCAGGUGAUCCACGUCACGCAGGACCUGGACACGGAGCUCGAGGCGCUUUUCAACGCGGUCAUGAACCCCAAGCCCAGCUCUUGGAGGAAGAAGAUCCUGCCCGAGUCCUUCUUCAAGGAGCCCGACUCGGGCUCGCACUCGCGGCAGUCGAGCACGGACUCGGGCGGCCCGCCGCCAAGGCCCGCCGCCGCGCAGCACGUCCGCUCCCACUCCUCGCCCGCCUCUCUCGUGGGCUCGGCCUCCGCGCCGCAGCACGGGCACCUCCGCCAGCGCUCCUACGACGUGACGGACGAGCUGCCGCUGCCGCCCGGCUGGGAGAUGGCUCUCACGCACACGGGACAGCGGUACUUUCUCAAUCACAUAGAAAAAAUUACGACUUGGCAAGAUCCUCGAAAAACAAUGAACCAACCACUGAAUCACAUGAGCCACCAUCCCGCAGCUACUUCCACACCAAUACCGCAAAGGUCUAUGGCAAUGUCUCAGCCAAAUCUUGUUAUGAAUCACCAGCACCAAAUAACACCCAGCACAGCCAUCUCACAGCAAAGUCGUCCUCCCCAGACCCCACAGCCAGGGCUGUUGAACAUGCCCAAUGCACUGACCACACAGCAGCAGCAGCAGCAGAAGUUGAGGCUUCAGAGAAUCCAAAUGGAGAGGGAGCGAAUUAGAAUGCGUCAGGAGGAGUUACUGCGACAGGAAGCUGCACUGUGCAGGCAACUUCCCAUGGACUCGGAAAACAUGACCCCAGUUCAGACAGCUGUGAGCACAGCAGCCAUGACACAAGACAUGAGACCUAUUACAAAUAAUGGAUCUGAUCCUUUCUUGAACAGUGGGCCAUACCAUUCCAGGGAACAGAGUACAGACAGUGGUUUGGGAUUAGGGUGCUACAGUAUACCAACAACACCUGAAGAUUUCCUCAGCAACGUAGAUGAGAUGGAUACAGGAGAAACUAUAGCACAGACAACGAUGAACAUAAAUACACAACAAACACGUUUCCCUGAUUUCCUCGACUGUCUUCCAGGAACAAAUGUUGAUCUUGGGACAUUAGAGUCAGAAGACUUGAUCCCUAUUCUGAACGAUGUGGAGUCAGUACUCAACAAAAAUGAGCCCUUCCUUACAUGGCUGUAGUCAUCCAUUAUUCAAUGCUGAUUCAGCCUAUAAUGUAAUUCAGAGUUUCUUUUUCCUCUUUAGAUAGAGGUAGAAUAUCUCAAAAUCCUCAGAGAUUACUGCCUUAAUGACUUUUGUUAGUUUAAUCUCUGCCUGGAUUUGAUUGACACUAACUUAAAUGUAAAAUACAUAUAUAGAUGCACAUACAUAAAUAUAUAUUUCUUCCUCUUUAGAAGAGCACACACUAGUUUACACAUUUGUAUAAUUCUUUUACUUUUCAGAUCAGGCAGAAAUGUUUCACUUUAAGGACAGAAAUUUGGUGUCAUUUGUGCAUGUCUGUGACUGAUCUUCUAGGUAUUGAUUAACAUCACAAGCCCUUAAUGAAUCACAAAAGCUAACUACUAGGUCACUUGGUUCAGAAAGCCAGCACAGCAACAGACCAUGUAAGCAGUUUUAUUACUAUAUUUAUGACAAUACUAUCAGAGGCUUUUUUAUCAACUUCCUUAAUCUUCAAAAAUAUUUUUUUAUUAUUAGCAAAACUGUGCUGUGUGGACUAUAGAUUAAAUCUGAUCCGUAUCAGCCAUAGUAAUUCUCAUUAUAUAUUUGUAAAGGCACAAACAGUACUAUUGCAGUUUAUUUUUUUUCAGUAUAUUACUGUAUAGUUUUCAGAUAGUAAAUAUGCUUACAUUUUUAAAGUACCAGAAUUGUUCAGCAACAGUUUCACACUGCUAUAGUGUUGUAAAAUAAACCAGACUGGUACUAACUGCAGACUUUUUAAAAUAAUGUGUUACAAACAAGCAAUUUUAAUGGAUCUUAGAUUUUAUGUUUAUUAUAUUAAACACUACAAUUUUGUAAUUUAACACAUGAACAAACAAUUUUUAUGUAUAAAAAUCUGGCAAAUAAUGCAAAAACCUGCUGUUGAAAUCAAGACAGAAAAAUGUGGCACAACUUGGUAAUAUCAUAUGUAGUGGGAAAAAGUGUUUGCUCAUACUGUUUUCAGUAAUGUGUUUAACUGACAAUGUCAAACUGUACAUGUAGUUGUAUACAUGAAAAAAGAUGGUAACUUUAUCAGGGCAAAGCUAAGCAGUAUUGUUACUUGUCUUGUAAAGUUGCAUAGUUCUUAAGUCUUUCAGUUACUGUAAUUGGUGUACAGGACACAAGGCAUAAUGUUCUCUUUGCACUUCUACCUAUUGUAUAUCCUACAAAUACUUCUUUCUCAGAGGUUUGGGACUGAGAAGGCAUCAAGGACAUUAAGCAUCCAGUUCCCCUGAAAUGCAAAUGAAGUCCUAAAAUUCUUAAAUAUUUUGAGGAUAUACUAUUUAUAAUCUAUGAAUUUAAGCUUUUUAUAUUGAAAAAUGUCUUUUUAUGAAAGGCGUGAAAACUUUUCUCUGAGCUUAAUCUAGGCUGUGUAGAGAGAGGAAGAGAUGUAGCACUCAGUGUAAAUGUGUGUUUUUCAGAUCUAACAACACUUCGUAAGAUAUUACCAAUGAGCCAGAGUAUUGAUCGCUAAAGACUUUUUUCCAUCUGGUGGGAUGAACGUAGGUGAAAAGGUCAGAGAUGAAGUUAUGGGAGCAUGAGAAGGCUUAGAAGUAGAAUGAUUAUGUAACAAAAUUUGAUCCAUAUUGGGAAGUGUCACUGCAAAAUGGGAUACACAGAAAAUAAGUCACCAGCAUUCAGUAGAAGACAUGGUAGAACUUGAUACAGUGAACUACCUUGCAAAUGACCAACUGAUGGGUGUAGGUGUACAUUAUACCAAAAGUUGAAACCUAAAAUGCUCACACCAAAAUUUAGAAAAAGGAGAGGGAACGCAACAUCCUACAGUCAUGGAGUUGUAUUACAUAAUGAAAAGUAGCUCUUUUUGUAUAUAUAUAUAUUUUUAAUAUAAAAUGCAAUGUGAUAGCAGAGAUGUGUGUGCACAGAAUUUAAUUUCUGAAUGGUCACUGUGUUUCUUUCAUUCUUUCAGUGGGUCUUCUUUGUUUGUUCAUUUGUUUGUUGGUUGGUUUUGUUUCUUUUUUAACUUCUGCUAGUGCUGUUGAGGUAACAGAAAUUUCUUUUCCACAAACAAGGGACCGGGCAGGGCUGACCAAUGUUGCUGUAGUUAUGAUUAUUCUCUUUUAAGGAUUUCUUCAGGUUGUCAGCCGCAGUGAAAAAUUGCUUUGUUCUUUGGCAUAACUCACUGUAUGAAAGACUGUGGUGAAAGAAUUGGAGAUGUUUUGGCAUCUGAUUGUGGUGCCAACUUGUAAGGCCAGCUCUUCAGCACUGCAUUAUUGGCCUACCUAACAGACUGAAAGACAUCAGUGCUAGAACAAUUUACAAUAGCUGCAGAUCAGUGCUUCAGUAUGAUUCAGUUGGUAGGGCACAUCAUUAGAUUACAUUUAGAAAAUGCAGUUUGUUAAUUUGCUAGUAAGUCAGUACUACUGUAAAUUUAAGUUUUGUCAUAAUACAUCAUAUUCCAAACAGGUCAAGAUUUCAUCUGGUGUGAAUUAGCUAGCCUGUACUGGCUUCUGUUUGGCUACACUGAUUCUCAUCAAAUGGAGGUGACAGCUCUUACAAUGAAAACUGAUACAGUUUUCUGUUAAAGUCACAUACGUUUAUCAGAGUUACAAAGCUGGAAAUUCCAUUCCUCUUUCAUUAGUGUUUCAAGUGGUUAGGUGUCUAGGUUCAAAAAGUUAAAGAAGUAAAAAAUCUGAAACCGUGUUUUCCAUAUUCUGUAAUAAAACAACAAGAAGGUGCUACCAUGUGAAACAUUAUCACUACUAUGUGAAACAUUGUCAGUGUAAAGCAACUACCAGAAUCUUAGGUCGGAUCUUUACUCAGUCAUGAGCCAAAUCAUGGUUAAAUUAAAAGUGAUUAUUUAUACUGUAAGCUUUUCUUUCUUGUAAUGGAGAGGAUGUAUAAGAUGAAGCACAGCAACAGCAAAAUCUAUUUUAAGUUCUUUUUUAAAAACAGUUUCUGGCUUUAAACAGGCUUAUGGUAGAACUUUUAUUCAAAGCACAUUUAAUUCUUCUGAAACUUAAGUUUUUGUUGACUAUAUUUACUGUACUAUUUCAGGUUUUGAACAGUUACUUCACUAAAUGUAUGCCAUCUACAUGUAGAAUAAAUGCAGUAGAUGUGCCAGCUGUAUAGCUGCACUGUUGACCAUCACUGAGGGGGGCAUACAGAAGUGUUGAUGAUACAGAGUAAUGGAGUGUCGUUAAUUACAGUUUGUUUUUUAUUAAUACCAUGAGAAUGUAAUUUGGGGAGGGAAUGGGUUUGGCUUUUUGAAGACAAAUGCUAUAUGGGGGAAGGAGAGGGUUAAAAUGUCUAUUUUGAAUACAGAAAAACAUGAGCGUUCAAAUAAACUUCUUUCCUAAUAUAGUGCAUCUAUGUACAUGCUAAUACUUUAACUUUUUAUUUACUUUUUCCAUUUUGUUAUAUGACGUGUUAUAUUUGUUAUUAAUUUACAGUACCUCGCAACCGAUUGUAUGUAUCAAAAGCAAUCAGAUCAAACUGUUGUAUUGAGGGUUUGAAUCUGUUUUUUAUUAUUAUUAUUUUAUUUCUUUGAUGUUGUACCUGAAAAAUAAAAUGAAUUUUAAAAUUCUGGA
Cygnus olor (mute swan) is the source of this 4991-nucleotide messenger RNA. It is a transcript of the gene WWTR1, whose product is annotated as WW domain containing transcription regulator 1. NCBI's taxonomy places the organism in Eukaryota, Metazoa, Chordata, Aves, Anseriformes, Anatidae. The transcript is spliced from 6 exons. Gene Ontology annotation, molecular function: protein binding; transcription corepressor activity; transcription coactivator activity. The coding region runs from base 268 to 1428 and encodes 386 amino acids. The record is from RefSeq and is a predicted model, not a curated record. Gene Ontology annotation, cellular component: cytoplasm; nucleus. Gene Ontology annotation, biological process: hippo signaling; positive regulation of transcription by RNA polymerase II.